This is a messenger RNA of Vitrella brassicaformis, 682 nucleotides long. The record is from the annotation of a GenBank genome assembly. Lineage: Eukaryota; Vitrellaceae.
UUAGGGAACUGCAAUAAGGAUACACAAAGAAAGUGACAAGGAAUGAAGCCUCGGGGCGUGAAUGAAAGGUGGUUCACGAUAGCUGACACAUCCAAUGCGUGCAUUCACGCUACAAUGAAUCAAGUUUCCAACAAAGGCAAGUACACAGAUAGUCUCAAUGUCUUCACAGUACACGCUGGCUGAAGCUAGGCCUCAAUGCACCUCCUCCCUCCCUCAUCUGUUCUGCUCUCCCGUCCAGCUCAAACCCGUCUCGCCUCUCGCCCAGCUUAUGCAGGUCAUCCCGUAUGAACGAGAACAGAUACACAUCCCUCAAUCUCCCGUCCCACCUGUGCCGGUUAUGGCUCCUCAGCCUGCCUUCACACGUGUACCCGCUCCUCUCCAGUACCCUGAUGGAUGCUUCAUUAUCAACCCGGGGAUAGGCCUCGAGCCGCUCGAUACCCAGGGGGCAAGAAUCAGAGAAGACAUAAGCUGUGGUGGCGCGAAGGGCAGCUGUUGCCAGCCCUCUGCCCCAAUACUUGUCACUGACCCAGUAGCCGAUCUCCGCAAUGUGCGGAUCUCCAACCAAGUUCUUGGCCACGCUCACACCACCAACCUGAUAAGGACAAGCACAACGUAAAGCGCGUGCAUGCGUGGAACUUCGUACGCACUGCGUUGUGCUGACUGACCAGCUCUUUACCGACAU